This is a messenger RNA of Neltuma alba, 491 nucleotides long. RefSeq names its product mitochondrial import receptor subunit TOM7-1. Gene Ontology annotation, cellular component: mitochondrial outer membrane translocase complex. The record is from RefSeq and is a predicted model, not a curated record. Gene Ontology annotation, biological process: protein import into mitochondrial matrix. Lineage: Eukaryota; Viridiplantae; Streptophyta; Magnoliopsida; Fabales; Fabaceae. The transcript has a single exon. Bases 79 to 297 code for a protein of 72 amino acids.
AUAAAUAUAAUUAGGGUUCGUGACUUUGGGUUUUAUAGGCCGAAUUUGCGCGGCGAGCCAAGAGCAGAGGGCAUAUCAAUGGCGUCAAGGGUUUCUCUGAAAGCGAAAGGCAAGAAUUCCAAGAGCUCCAAGGCAUCAGAGGAGCGAUCAGCGUCUCAGUGCCUGAAGGAGUGGAGCACUUGGGCUAUGAAGAAAGCCAAGGUCGUAACUCACUAUGGAUUCAUCCCCUUGGUGAUCAUCAUUGGUAUGAACUCAGAACCGAAGCCCCAUCUCUCACAGCUUCUUAGCCCCGUCUGAUUAGAUUUUUUUCAGCUUGACUAUGGGCGUCAGCCCCUUUUUUUCGGCUACUGGUCGAAUCUAUUUCGACUCUUUUUUCAUGUACUUCUCUUUCUGGGUUAUGUGUGUUUUCGGAUAUUUUAAGUAGGCCAUGUGACAUGAUGAAGAGGUAUAAGAAUAAUGGAUAUAUAUAGUAUUGUCUUCAUGCUUAGUUU